AUGUCGACGCAUUCCCCCGGAGGGGCAUCCAGAGGGGAACGGAACGAGAGGCUUCCGGACACUGUCCUCACCUCACCAGAAACUUCUGCGGGUGGGCGGGGCGUCCGCAGUUUCCACGGCGACGGCCGACGGCACGACGUUAGAGGCCCCGCCGACAACCUGCUGGCAGGAGGGCAGCGGCAGCCGCCGCGGUCCAGAGAGGCGGACAGGGAGACAGACCAAGGGAACGGAGGCCCAACCCACCCCCGGGCCAUGAGGGAUGUCACCAAAGGUGUUCAUCUUAAGGGACAGUCCUUUCCCAUUAAAGCUGAAAUGGAAGAUGAAAAAGUCUUUCACAUUAAAGAUGAAGAGGAGUCGCACUGUCAUUUCAUUAAAAAAGAGGCAGUUGAAGAACACCCCUACGUUAAAGUGGAGAAGGACCACUUCCUUACCAAUGACGGAGAAAAACCUCCCUAUUUCAAAGAGGAAGAGGAGCGCAUCAAUACAUUUCCAUUAAUUCCGGUGCCUAUUACAAGUGAUCAAGACAGAGGGGCAGCAAGCUACAGCAGCUCAAGUACACAUAUGACAACAGAAGGUUGUGGAUCCCAAGAAGACAAAGCUCCACUAUCAGAUAACAACGACACGUCAUACUCUCCAAAUACCGAUGACGAUAGACUUCCUGAAGUUCAAAAGGCAGGUCAGAAUGACGACAAACAAUGGAAAUGUGUUCAGUGUGGGAAAACAUUUACUUACAAUUACCUUUUGAAAAGGCAUGUGAUGAGCCACACUGGAGAGAAACCUUUUGCCUGCUCAGUUUGUGAGCAAAGAUUUUCCCAGAAGGAUCGCCUAAAAAUACACAUGAGAAAACACACUGGAGAGAAACCCGGCUCAGUUUUGGGUCAAAAAUUCUCUCAGGAGGGAGCCUUAAUACAUCACGAUAAAAAAAACCCUGAGGAUAAACCUUUUUCUUGCUCAGUUUGCAAUCAAAGAUUUUCUCAGAGGAGUUCCUUAAAAAUACAUGCAAGAAAACAUACUGGGGAGAAACCAUUUGCCUGCUUGGUUUGUGGUAAAAGAUUCGCUCAGAGGAGUUCCUUAAAAAUACACACAAGAAUGCACACUGGAGAGAAACCUUUCGCCUGCUCAGUCUGCGGCCACAAGUUCUACAGAAAAGGACAUGCGACAAGGCACAUACGAACGCACACUCAGGAAAAACCUUUUUCUUGCGCCGUUUGUGGUCAAAGCUUCUAUGAAAAGGGACUCUUAGCAACGCACACAAGAAUACACACGGGUGAGAAACCCUUUUCUUGCUCCGUUUGUGAUCAAAGAUUCUCCGAGAAGGGACACCUCACAACACACACGAGAACACACACUGGAGAGAAACCGUUUGCCUGCUCGGUUUGUGGUCAAAGAUUCUCUAAAAAAGGGAAUUUAAAAACACACACAAGAACACACACUGGUGAGAAACCCUUUUCCUGCUUAGCAUGUGGACAGAGGUUCUCUCAGAAGCAUCAAGUGAAGAGACACAAAUGUGUUUGUGAAAAUGGCACUGAAGUUUGCUGCUGA
Messenger RNA from Nerophis lumbriciformis (worm pipefish), 1542 nucleotides. The record is from RefSeq and is a predicted model, not a curated record. NCBI's taxonomy places the organism in Eukaryota, Metazoa, Chordata, Actinopteri, Syngnathiformes, Syngnathidae.